Myripristis murdjan (pinecone soldierfish) is the source of this 1697-nucleotide messenger RNA. It is a transcript of the gene ndp, whose product is annotated as norrin cystine knot growth factor NDP. Lineage: Eukaryota; Metazoa; Chordata; Actinopteri; Holocentriformes; Holocentridae. Gene Ontology annotation, molecular function: frizzled binding; cytokine activity. Bases 417 to 848 code for a protein of 143 amino acids. Gene Ontology annotation, biological process: positive regulation of DNA-templated transcription; Wnt signaling pathway; Norrin signaling pathway. The record is from RefSeq and is a predicted model, not a curated record. The transcript has 3 exons.
CAGAAGGAGAGAGGGGUUGAAAAACAAUAGUUGAACAACAGUGCAGGGCUGAACGCAGGAUCCCCAGCCUCUGUGGAUACCCCUGCUGCCUUUCUGCUGCUGUGGAGCGCUGAAGACCGUAGUGGGACGCAGCAGGAGGGAGAUGGAGCGGCUCGGCCAGACGACCCCCCCGUACCAGUUUCCUCUUCUCCCUUCAACGCUGUGACCUCGAACCUCCACCGUGCCGUCAGCCAACAACGAGAGGGACAAAGACAUCCCUCCUGGAGAGACGCUGAAAGAGAGCUACGGCGCAAGAGAGGGACCUGAAGAGAAAGACAGAGAGAGAGAGAGAGAGAGGAGAAAACAAAGAGAGACAGAGUGGCGUGUCGGACAUCACGUGAGCAUCGCGAGCAUCUCGAGUCUCCGAGCGGCCGAUCAUGAGGCCCUCCAUGUCCUCGGGCCCCCCCUCCGGAUUGCUGCUGGUCCUGGUGUGCUGCCCCCUGCUGGGCUUAGCCCAAGCUGCCAGCAGCAACAAGGCCAGCGACAACGGACACCCACACCUGGGAGACACCGACCCAGAGCGCUGCAUGAGGCACCACUUUGUAGAGACGAUCACGCACCCCAUCUACAAAUGCAAUUCCAAGAUGGUGUUGCUGGCUCGCUGCGAGGGCCACUGCAGCCACACGUCCCGCUCCGACCCCCUCAUCUCCUUCAGCUCCGUGCUCAAGCAGCCCUUCAAGAGCACCUGCUCCUGCUGCCGGCCGCACACCUCCAAGCUGAAGGCCGUGAGGCUGCGCUGCGCCGGCGGGACGCGCAUAACCGCCACAUACAGAUACAUCCUGGCCUGCAACUGCGAGGAGUGCAGCUGAGCGGGGCGGCGGAGUCCUUCCAAGCCACAAAAACUCUCUAGACCCCGCAUCCUCUCACUCCCCAGGCUUUGCCCUAACACUAUCCAGAGCCCUUUGGUAGAUUGUUAAGUCAAAAACUGGCCACAGAGGACAGCAACUCAAGAUGGUUGUUGUUAUCUUGAGAGUAAUAGCUUUGAACAGUUAUACCACCCUCAUGUAGGCCUUUAAACUGACCAGUCACCCUUGGGAUCUGGACAGCACGGGACAGAAAACAUAUCCUCACCACUUAUAAGUUGUCCCACAUGGUUCCUCAUCAUGUAGCCCUAAGUACAGUAUGGACCUUCAACCAGAGCAAACCAUAUGGAAGCUGGUUUUCCCGGCACACAAGGCCAGACACUGCAAACCACUGGAGGCCAUCCUCACCGCGGAGAAGCUCUACGCUCAGCACAGGCUUCAGUAAUUCAUAACACACACGCACGCAGUCCACAAAAACACAGUAUGAGAGCUCAUUAUGAACGUCAACAAGGCUGUGCUGCCAGCGCCGUAAAAACCCCACCAACAUUUGACAACAAAACAACAUGCCUCAUUAAAAAGCAGCUUGGGAGAGGACGAAGCAUGAUGAGAGCACGCGGGUCCAUAUAAGCCCAGACAUGUGGAGGAUCUACAGAGAAAAACGCCUGCACUGUGUUCCUCCACUUGCUUUACCUGCCCAAUAAACAUUUUACACACUCCCUGCAGACUUUCAUCUAGCUGUGUAAAACAUGACCAACAUUGACAGGAGAGCUCAUCAGGCAGAGGACAAUUACAAAACCAGUGUGAUGGGAGCUCUGUGGGUAUAAAAAAAAAAAAAAAAAAAAAUAGGACUGAGGA